UCGCAAUCCCAAGCUAGGCUGCUGCCUGCCACUCUUUCCUCUUGGAGCAGUUUCGUUUUCGACUGGAAGCUACAGCUACAGCAGCAGGAGAAAUUGCUAGCGCCGCUGGCCCCGCCUCGGCGCCUCCCAAUAUUUUCCAUCGCGGCCGCCACAGCCAGAGCCGCCGCGCCCGAGCGUUUUGCUUCCGGGAGCGGCGAGGCGGGACGGUUAGUUCACGUGGGGGGAGCGGGAGCCCCCCUCGCUCUCUCAUUCGACGCGGCGUGACCUGAGGAGCGGCGGGGGAACGAGAUGGCGGCCGAGGGGGAGGCGGCGGCGCUGGAGUUCACGCCGACGUGGAUCGUGGCGGCGGUCUGCUCGAUCAUCGUGCUGCUCUCGCUCGUCGCCGAGCGCUGCCUCCACUACCUCGGCAAGAAGCUCAAGAAGAAGAACCGGAAGCCGCUCUACGAGGCGCUGCUCAAGGUCAAGGAAGAGCUGAUGCUUCUGGGGUUCAUCUCCCUGCUGCUGACGGUGUUCCAGGGGAUGAUCCAGAGGACAUGCAUCCCUGCCGGAUGGACGGACAACAUGCUGCCAUGCCAGAGGCUGGAAGUGAAGGCUGGCGCCACCAAGGAGCAUUUCGUUGCUGCCGGGAUCCUUGGCAGGAUCGGGAGGCGGCUGCUCAGUGAAGGCGACGCUGGGGCCGACAACUGCCUGAAGAAGGGAAAAGUUCCACUUCUGUCCCUUGAAGCCAUACAUCAGCUGCACAUUUUCAUAUUUGUUCUGGCGAUUACACAUGUUAUUUUCAGCGUUGCAACUAUGCUUUUAGGAGGUGCGCAGAUACACCAAUGGAAACAGUGGGAGAAUGAAAUCCAGAAAGAUGCUCCUGGAAAAGGUCCCAAGAAGGUAACCGAUGUGCGUCGUCAUGAAUUCAUCAAGAAACGUUUUAAGGGUAUUGGCAAAGAUUCUAGAAUCUUGAGUUGGCUGCAUUCUUUUGGUAAGCAGUUUUAUAGAUCAGUAUCUAAAUCAGAUUACACUACAAUGCGCCUUGGUUUUAUCAUGACUCACUGCCCUGGAAACCCAAAAUUUGAUUUCCACAGAUACAUGGUGAGGGUUUUAGAAGCUGACUUUAAGAAAGUAGUAGGCAUAAGCUGGUACUUGUGGGUCUUCGUGGUGAUAUUUCUGUUGCUGAAUGUUAAUGGUUGGCAUACAUACUUUUGGAUUGCCUUCCUUCCCCUUUUUCUUCUGUUAGCUAUUGGCACUAAGCUGGAGCACGUCAUAGCUCAGUUGGCCCAUGAUGUAGCUGAGAAGCACACGGCAAUUGAGGGUGAUGUGGUUGUAAAGCCAUCAGAUCACCACUUCUGGUUGGGCAAGCCAAGGAUUAUCUUUUACCUAAUCCACUUCAUCUUCUUUCAGAAUGCAUUUGAGAUUGCAUUCUUCUUCUGGAUACUCAGCACUUAUGGAUUCGACUCAUGCAUCAUGGGGCAAGUUCGUUUUAUCGUGCCAAGACUUGUUAUCGGGGUUGUCAUUCAGCUUCUCUGCAGCUACAGCACCCUACCUCUGUAUGCUAUUGUAACACAGAUGGGGAGCUGCUACAAAAAGGAGCUCUUCAACGAGCAUGUGCAGCAGGGUGUCCUGGGCUGGGCACAGAAGGUCAAGAUGAGGAAGGGGUUGAAGGGGGCUGCAAGCAAGGCCGAACCGACUAGCAAUGCCGAUUCAGCAGGGCCUUCUGUUAAGAUUGAAAUGGCGAAAGCUGGGGAGGACGUUGAGGCCGUUGGGAACACAGAGUGAUCGAACAGUAGGGUAUCCAUGUUGUAAUGAUGUGGCAGGUUCAUAUGCCACCAUUUUUUGCAGAUAGCUGUUUGUCACAGCAGCCUGAAGUAGUGCAUUAGUUUGCCGUAAUAUCAAGCAGUGCUUGUGGUCUGUGCAGUUGUCCGAGUGGUGCCUCACCUCACAGGUGACAGGUCCACCUAGUCGCCGAUGCCAUUAGCAAAUGGCAGUGGCGACAAGGCCCGCUUGCACCUAAAAGUGUCUCAGAAGCCUCUGGUAAAGUUGGAUACUUCAUGAAGUCA
Panicum virgatum (switchgrass) is the source of this 2045-nucleotide messenger RNA. Its product is annotated as MLO-like protein 1. Gene Ontology annotation, biological process: defense response. Gene Ontology annotation, cellular component: membrane. The record is from RefSeq and is a predicted model, not a curated record. Lineage: Eukaryota; Viridiplantae; Streptophyta; Magnoliopsida; Poales; Poaceae. Bases 289 to 1764 code for a protein of 491 amino acids. The transcript is spliced from 14 exons.